Messenger RNA from Entelurus aequoreus (snake pipefish), 2193 nucleotides. It is a transcript of the gene rars1, whose product is annotated as arginyl-tRNA synthetase 1. The transcript has 15 exons. Gene Ontology annotation, molecular function: ATP binding; arginine-tRNA ligase activity. Gene Ontology annotation, cellular component: cytoplasm. Gene Ontology annotation, biological process: arginyl-tRNA aminoacylation. The record is from RefSeq and is a predicted model, not a curated record. The coding region runs from base 130 to 2115 and encodes 661 amino acids. Lineage: Eukaryota; Metazoa; Chordata; Actinopteri; Syngnathiformes; Syngnathidae.
UUUGGCUUCACCGGAAGUGGUCAUUAAAAAGUUGUGCUUUACUUCCUGCUGUUAGUUUAGUUUCAUCAGCCGCGUCCAUUUGCGCACACAUUUCACUCCAAUCGAGUUUUCAGCCCCCGGUGCUUCGGAAUGAUGGGAGACGGUGUGACAGAGUUCUCGGCGAGGCAGGAGCAGCAGGAGCACGAGAUAAAGAGUCUCUUCGCAGAGAUCGAGUGUCUGAAGAAUCCCCAAAAGUUGAGUCCAUCUUCACAUUUAGAUGAUUUACGAGAGGAAAACUCCAGGCUCAAAUAUCGCCUCAACAUCCUCAAGAGGAGUCUCCAGGUGGAAACCCCUCAUUGCGAGACCUCGAUGAUGAACAUCAACCAGCGGCUCCAGGAGAUUUUUGGCGAGGCCAUCCGGGCUUCUUGCCCAGAACUGGACAGCCCGCCGCUGGCCGUCACGCCCAACCAGCAGGCCAAGUUUGGAGACUACCAGUGUAACAGCGCCAUGGCCAUGGCCCAGAUGUUGAAAGCAAAAGGUAUGAACGUCAACCCGAGGGAGAUCGCAGAGAAGAUAAUUCGGAACCUUCCGGAAAACGAACUCGUCGAGAAAACCGAAAUCGCAGGACCAGGCUUCAUCAACAUCCACCUGAAGAGAGCGUUUGUGUCUAGGCUGUUAAGCAACCUGCUGGUCAACGGUGUGCAGCCACCCCCACUGGCCUUCAGGAAGCGGGUCGUGGUGGACUUCUCGUCUCCCAACAUCGCCAAAGAGAUGCACGUAGGUCACCUGCGCUCCACCAUCAUCGGGGAAAGCACGUGUCGACUCUUCGAGUUUCUGGGCUACGACGUGGUCAGGUUGAACCAUGUUGGAGAUUGGGGGACACAGUUCGGCAUGCUCAUCGCACACCUCCAGGACAAAUUCCCAAACUACCUGACGGUGUCGCCGCCCAUCGGGGACCUGCAGGCCUUCUACAAAGAGUCCAAGAAGCGUUUUGACGAGGAGGAGGACUUCAAGAAGCGAGCGUACCAGUGUGUGGUCAGGCUGCAGAGCAAAGAAGCAGAGUUCCUCAAAGCCUGGAACCUCAUCUGUGACGUCUCCAGGAAAGAGUUCCAGAAAGUUUACGACUGUCUGGACGUACACAUCACAGAGCGAGGGGAGUCGUAUUACCAGGACAUGAUGAAGGAGGUGGUAAAGGAGUUUGAUCAGAAAGGCCUGUCCGAGAUGGACGAGGGUCGCAAGAUUGUGUUCGCCCCGGGUCAGUCCAUCCCACUCACCAUCGUCAAGUCGGACGGCGGCUACACCUACGACACGUCGGACCUCGCCGCCAUACGCCAGCGGAUCUUCGACGAGAAGGCAGACAUCAUCAUCUACGUGACGGACAGCGGGCAGGCCACACACUUCCAGGUGGUGUUUGCUGCCGCUAAGAUGAUCGGCUGGUAUGACCCCGAGGUGACCCGUGUGGAGCAUGCGGGCUUCGGAGUGGUGCUGGGCGAAGACAAGAAGAAGUUUAAGACUCGCUCUGGCGAAACGGUGCGGCUCAUGGACCUGCUGGAGGAGGGACUGAAGAGAUCCAUGGACAAACUUAAAGAUAAAGAGCGAGACAAGGUUCUGACCCCCGAGGAGCUGAUAAAAGCUCAGCGGUCGGUUGCGUUCGGAUGCAUCAAAUACGCCGACCUCUCUCACAACCGCAUCAACGACUACGUCUUCUCUUUCGACAAGAUGCUGGACGACCGCGGCAACACGGCGGCGUACCUCCUCUACGCCUUCACUCGCAUCAGGUCCAUCGCUCGCUUGGCGAACAUCGACGAGGCCACGCUGAGGAAGGCGGCCGAGACCACCGAGGUCCUUUUGGACCACGAGAAGGAGUGGAAGCUGGGGAAGUGCAUCCUUCGCUUUCCAGAGAUCCUGCAGAAGAUUCUGGACGACCUGCUGCUGCACACGCUCUGCGACUACCUGUACGAGCUGGCCACCACCUUCACCGAGUUCUACGACAGCUGCUACUGCGUGGAGAAGGACCGGCAAACAGGUGAGGUGGUGAAGGUGAACAUGUGGAGGAUGCUACUCUGUGAUGCGGCGGCUUCCAUAAUGGCCAAAGGUUUUGACAUCCUUGGCAUUAACCCGGUCCAGAGGAUGUGAGCCUCGCUACAUUUCUGUAUGAUCAAAUCACUCAUGAUUGAGGACCUUUUUUUUAUUAAAAAGAAAUAUUGAAACCAA